ACGGUAGAUUCUUAUGCCAAGGGCAUAACUAGCAUUCCUCGAAUCCUUCAUGGCAAAGUUCUCGCUCAACCAAGUCUUUACAGAUAUGGCUGAAGAGGAUUAUGAGGAGGAGGUUCUCAAUGUCACGCUGCCAGCUGCAUUCGAGAUGCAUUUGCCAUCAGGGAGCCCCGUGCCAGACUGCACGUAUUGUGGGGCUAAGCGCAUGGUGUAUAAGCCCUUAGGGUUUUGUUGUAGCCAGGGUGAGGUCGUCCUUGCUUCAAAUGAAAUGCCAAGUCUUUUGAAAGAUAUAUUCAUCGGCAACGAUCUUAAGGCGAAACACUUCCAAUCUGCUAACACCUUUGCUUUUACUUCCAUUGGUUUGCCGAUGGAUGACCACCAGCUCAUCCCAGAAAUAACUCCACAAUCAAGAACAUGGACAUGCAAAGGAAACAAAGUCAAAGGCAUGACAUAUAAUGAAGACAUCCUCGUCAUCGACGAACGCCUUCAACUGCAUGAAACUUACCUCAUCUCAAACGCUAAAGUUUCCCCAAUCACCAACAGUUUCGGUUUCCCCGACGACAACUAUAAAUAUCUCUGGACAAUCAACAGGUGGACAAUGAUCCAAGACUCUGAUUCGGACCAAAAAAUCAUUGUCCAGACUGCACUUCCAAUGGACAUAGAUCCAUUCUCUACAUUCUACAAUGCUAUGCAAAACAAAAAAAAGAUCAGCCCUCGUAGCAUAGGAUCAACAAUGCACCACAUCUCUGCCCAGGUGGUCCCAAAUGAGCUAGGGUAUUCUGAUCUAGACAUUGUAAAGGAUCUGAUUUUGAAGACAGAAAUUGGUAUGGGUGAGCAGGAAGGAGGACUUUAUUACUUUAAGGAGCCUGAAAAGAAGAUGGUGUGCAGUGCGAAAAAGGAGAGUGCAUCUCUUGAUACAGGAACCACAAAUGAGGUUAGCUCUUAUGAUGAUGAUGAAGAACUGCGGACAGAAGAACAAAUGGACCGUUCCAGGAGGGACAGUCGACCGGAGGAAAGCAGCAGAGCUGACCGGCUACAGACGGUCGACUUGAUGGACCGUUCCGAUGCCCACGGUCGACCGUCAGAGAGGCAGAAUGACGGAUCUCUGAGAGAUGACCAAACGGUCGAUUUGGUGGACCGUCCUGAUAUCCACGGUCGACCGUUCGAGAGGCAGAAUGAUGGUUCUUUGGGAGAUGAUCAAACGGUUGACCGUGAUGAGGAAGACGGUCGACCGUCUCCGAGGCAGAAAGUUAGCGAUCCAGAACAGCUCCAAACGGUCGACCCCGUGGACCGUUCCACGGACGGCGGUCGACCGUCCCCUUCCCAGCCAGCGGUGGAGAACUUGGGACGUGGUCAGCGUGAGAAAGGUCCAAAUGUACGCCUUGCCGAUUAUGUUACCCAUGUGGUUGGACCAUAUGUCGGGGAGAAAUGCAAAUAUCCUCUCUCUUCAUAUGUCACAUAUGAGAAGUUUUCUUAGAAACAUAAGUGCUUUCUCAGCGCACUUGAUGCUGAAGUGGAGCCCACGAGUUUCAAGAAGGCAUUCCAGGAUGAACGAUGGAGGAAGGCUAUGAGAGAGGAGAUUUAAUAGGAACACUCCUAAUAUUAUUUAGUUUCCUUAUUCUUGUAUUACCAUACUUACUUUAUU
Molecule: messenger RNA, 1642 nt
Organism: Cuscuta campestris
Lineage: Eukaryota; Viridiplantae; Streptophyta; Magnoliopsida; Solanales; Convolvulaceae
Source: the annotation of a GenBank genome assembly